GACACAUCAGCAGCCAAUCAGACGACAGAAAAGAUUCAAGCUCCUCUCAGACAGCUUCAUUUGAUUCUGAGUUUCCAACCAGGAUGGUUAGCAGGACUCUUCUCUUCAUUUGUGUGGCUGCUUUCUUCUGCGCAGAUGCGGAGGAUAAAUCCAGCCUCUACAGGAGGCCCUCCUGUUUGGGGAGGACAGUGACUCCACCGUGUCCUCUGAAUUAUUCGCCAGUGUGUGGCAGCAAUGGCCAGACAUACGCAAAUGAAUGCGCACUGUGUGCCGACAGACUGGCAGACAAUGCUGACAUUUUGAUUGUGAAGGAGGGACCCUGCUGAGGAUGACAUCACACUCCUACUUAACUGAUGAAAUCAUCACAUGUAUCUUUCACUUCUA
Molecule: messenger RNA, 384 nt
Organism: Seriola dumerili (greater amberjack)
Lineage: Eukaryota; Metazoa; Chordata; Actinopteri; Carangiformes; Carangidae
Product: probable pancreatic secretory proteinase inhibitor
Exons: 4
Coding region: 84-326 (80 amino acids)
Molecular function (GO): protein binding; serine-type endopeptidase inhibitor activity
Source: RefSeq, a predicted model, not a curated record